Molecule: messenger RNA, 1773 nt
Organism: Dioscorea cayenensis subsp. rotundata (Guinea yam)
Lineage: Eukaryota; Viridiplantae; Streptophyta; Magnoliopsida; Dioscoreales; Dioscoreaceae
Product: pentatricopeptide repeat-containing protein At1g50270-like
Exons: 1
Coding region: 338-1447 (369 amino acids)
Biological process (GO): RNA modification
Molecular function (GO): RNA binding; protein binding
Source: RefSeq, a predicted model, not a curated record
ACAAGGCUCGUGUGCGCUCGUUCUCACGCUCUAAGCUCUGCUUCGUUUCACACGUACCACUUGUCCUGCGCGCUCGAUGCGUGCGCCGACGCGUGCGAUCUCCGCGCCGGCGCGGCCGUGCACGCACAAGCCCUCCAACUCCACCAUUCCUUUUCAAUCUCGAACAAACUCCUCAAGCUCUACAGUGUUUGUGGCCAUUUCCAUCUCGCCUACAAACUGUUCGACAAAAUGCCUCAACGAGACAUAGUCUCAUUCAACACCAUGAUCACCGCCUCCGUCCGCGCGCGCCGUGCCACGCUCAUCUCCGUCGAUCUGUAUUCCCGAAUGCGAGCCGAGAAUGUGCAUCCCGACCACAUCACAAUCUCAGCGCUGCUCGGCGCUUCCAGUCAUGUCAAGUGCCCGCAUUUCAUCGAACAACUCCACGCUCACGCCAUUCACUUGGGUCUUUAGCUCCAAUGGCUUCGUCGGAAGCGCUUUGGUGAAUGGAUACGAGAGAUACCGAGGUCUGGAUGAAGCUUUCCGUGCAUUCCAGGACAUUGCUGAACUGGAUUUGGUCUCUUGGAAUGUUAUGAUCGAUGCGUGCGCACGGAGCAACAACAAACGCCGCGCAGUGGAUGUCUUCUCCCACGCGAGACGUUGUAGUGAGAGCUUGGAUAGCUUCAGCUUGACAAGUGUUCUCAAAUCUUGUUCUGAGCUUCAAGACUUAAGACUCGGCAUUCAGCUACAUUGCAUUGGUUUGAAACUUGGAUUGGAUUCAGAAACACCAUUUGGGAAUUCACUUGUGACAAUGUAUUCAAGAUGUGACGGUAAAAUGGAUUCCGCCGUUCAAGUUUUUCGACGAAUUCCAUCGCCGAACAUUGUCUCAUGGACCGCAAUUAUUUCGGGGCUGGCUCAAGAUUCAUUGGCACAAGAAGCCAUUAGAUACUACAAAAUGAUGUUGAGUGCAGGUGUCAUUGAGAAUGAGUUUUGCUUUGCAAGUGUACUCCCUGCAUACAGCAUUGUUGCAAGAUUGGAGCAGGGUAGACAAGCUCAUGCUAGAAUCAUUAAAUCGGUAUAUCAAUCCGAUACCGUGGUUGGAAAUGCACUCAUUGAUAUGUACUUCAAGUGUGGUUGUAUGGAAGAUGCUAAAUUGGCAUUUGAGACGAUGAAAAUCAUCGAUACGGUAUCAUGGACAGUGAUGAUACUUGGGUUUGGUCAGCAUGGUAAAGGUUUGGAAGCAAUUGAGAUUUUUCGAGCAAUGGAAUGCAAAGGAUUCAAGCCGGAUAAUGUCACAUUUCUUGCUGUUCUAUCUGCAUGUAGUCAUGGGGGUUUAAUACAAGAAGGACUAGAUAUUUUCCGUUCAAUGACCGAUGAUUACUGCUAUAACCCGAAACAGAGAGCAUUAUGCUUGCAUUAUCGAUAUGUUUGGUCGUGCUGGAGAAUUCAAAGAGGCGGAAAAGUUCAUUAAGGAGCAUGGGAUUGAAUCUGAUUCAUUGGCAUGGGAAGCACUUCUUGGUGCUUGUGGAAUGCAUGGGGAGAAAGAACUUGGUGAAAAAUCAGCAAAAGAAGUUAUGAAGUUAGAACCAGAGAAAGAUGGACCAUAUGUUUUGUUAUCAAAUUUGUAUGCAGAGAAGAGAAUGUGGGAAGAGAAGGAUAUAUUGAGGCAAAGAUUGGAUAUCUCUGGGCUAAAGAAGGCAACUGCAAGUAGCUGGUUUUCAUGCAUGAAAGAUGAUUCCUGAAUUCCAUUAUUUUGGGAAACUUAUAAUUUUUGGCUAUUUGGUUAAAUGUGUAUGA